GGAGUUAGUUGGUUAAUGAGUAUGGUAGCCUGAGUGGGACGUUUCCAUCAAAUUCAGAAUCUAACCCAACCCAGCCACAACCAUUCACUUUUGUUCUGUUUUGCUCUGUUGUGUUCGUAAAUUGCCAGAGCUCAACUCCUUCUCCCAAGCCUGCCGGCAUCUCAAUGAUGACACAAGAAUCAUCAGAGGUGUUGGAAAAACAUGCAGGCUCGGGCUCUCAUGCGAGGGGGAAUAGUGAAUAUGUUAGACUGGUCAUACCUGAUGAAACAAGGGCGGUUGAAUCUGAAAUCUUGCUGCCUCGAGCAGAAUCAAGAUUACAGUCUUUCUGGUGGUGGACUAAAUCCUCUUUAUGGUGUGUUGUCAUUGUGUUACUUGCUUUUAUUCUUAUCAGAUGGGGAGUGCCACUCUUUUUCAAAAAGGCUGUUUACCCAUUUAUGGCAUGGGAAGCUGCUGCCUUUGGCCGUCCAGUUCUUGCUCUGGUACUUGUUGCUUCUCUGGCUUUAUUCCCAGUAUUCUUAAUCCCUUCUGGCCCCUCCAUGUGGCUGAGCGGGAUGAUUUUUGGUUAUGGCAUUGGCUUCGCUAUAAUAAUGUUUGGAACAACUGUUGGGAUGGUCCUGCCUUACUUAAUUGGGCUACCGUUCCGUGACCGCAUUCAUCGAUGGUUAAGGAGAUGGCCCCGGAAUGCUGCAAUGAUUAGGCUUGCUGGGGAGGGGAACUGGUUUCAUCAAUUUCAAGUCGUUGCACUGUUUAGGGUUUCUCCUUUUCCUUAUACUAUAUUCAAUUAUGCUGUGGUAGUCACAAAUAUGAGGUUUUGGCCCUACUUAGGUGGGUCAGUUGCUGGAAUGGUACCAGAAGCUUUCAUCUAUAUCUACAGUGGUCGGUUAUUAAAGACGUUGGCUGACGCACAGUACGGGAGGCACCACUUGACUACUGUGGAAAUCGUAUACAACAUUAUUUCUUUCUUUAGUGCAAUAGUUACCACCAUUGCUUUCACUGUUUAUGCAAAGAGAACGCUCAAUGAACUCAAAUUGACAGGGUUGAAUGAGGAAGUGACCUCUGUUUCUGAGAAGGGGUGUUUUGAGCUGGAGAAGCUUCCCCUUGAACGGCCUAAACAGCCUAGUUGGUCGAAAUUUUCGUGACUCGUUUAUUAACAAGUUGCUCUUGAAUUACAUUUAUAAAUUAUAAUAUUUUUCCCUUUUAUGUCUUUUUGAUUUUCAUAUGACAACCCCAUUUCUCCCAUAGGCCAUUUUGGGUUGUAAUAUAAUAACAAUAUUUUGAGAACAGGUUAAAGGAGAAAAUACAAAAAGGCCAACAAUGGUUUAUGUAGAGAGUUGAGAAGGGCUGAUUGAAUUGUUUUGUGCAAUACGUCUGAGUUUCAAAUUGGAACCAUGUAUAUUGCAGAUGUAAAUUUGUGACCUCUCUUGAACUAUCCUUAUGUCGUUCUGUUCCGGUGCUGACUGACUGACACUGCAUUAUAGUCUGAAUCACCAUCUUAUGCUGUCAUACAAUGUGCUAGUCGUUUAUUCAGCAGAUGCGUGUGAAACAGUGUAUCGGUGGUUUGGAACCUUGGUAUGACACUCCUGUUUUGCCACUGCCAGUAGAGAGAUUGGACAGCACGGAAGCUCAAUUGUAGAUGUUGAUGCCCCCUUCAUCAAGUUAAUGGUAAUGCCAUAUUCAUCAAUUAUAUUUCUUUUACACGCACCAAUGUAGACAUGGGGAACAUGUGUCGGUCAAUGAUUUCCACAACUCCCGCAUGAAAAAGAAAUGAUGUCCCACAGUGCUAGACUAGACAUGAGGACCAGUCCCUAGAAUAUGGCACCUGAUUCGAUGCAGUACAGGAAAGAACAUUCAGCGGCUUUGAAGUUGGAAUAUAAAAUCAGCACAGCGUUCAGUAACGAAAUGCAACUUGUCGCCGCCUCCGGUUUUGAUAUAAUGAUUUUUGUUUUAUUUGAAUUGGCAAGUGCAUGCAGGUCUAGAGGAAUUGGUCUCAACCUCAAAUCUCAUAAACACUUGUUUCGUUGUAAAUAGCAAUUUUUUAUACCAACAAUCAAUUAUUUGAGAAUGAAGGAGCAAUUUGAGUGAACACAUGUAGAACAAACGAGCUUUUGCAAAAUUGAAAAAAAAAAUAAGUCCUCAAACUUGUAAAGAAAAAAGAAAGUUGGGUAAAGUAACUACUCUAAAACAUUAGUUCAACGUGUUCCUUACAUUAUGCUCGUUUUCAAGUUUAAAGAAUUCAAGAUUUGAUACAUACAUACAUACUACGUAUAUCACAAAAAAAAAAAAAAAAA
Molecule: messenger RNA, 2288 nt
Organism: Vigna unguiculata (cowpea)
Lineage: Eukaryota; Viridiplantae; Streptophyta; Magnoliopsida; Fabales; Fabaceae
Source: RefSeq, a predicted model, not a curated record